Molecule: messenger RNA, 4127 nt
Organism: Andrographis paniculata
Lineage: Eukaryota; Viridiplantae; Streptophyta; Magnoliopsida; Lamiales; Acanthaceae
Product: glucan endo-1,3-beta-glucosidase 9
Exons: 2
Coding region: 32-1579 (515 amino acids)
Biological process (GO): carbohydrate metabolic process
Cellular component (GO): plasma membrane
Molecular function (GO): hydrolase activity, hydrolyzing O-glycosyl compounds
Source: RefSeq, a predicted model, not a curated record
UGGAAUACGUAUUUAUUUUGAAAGUAAAUAAAUGAAAGAAUCUAACUCAGGAGCGCAGCCGCAGCGGCGACGGCACAGCUUCCUCGCGGAAAUGGCGGCUUCGUAUGACCUCAAAUCCACGCGCAUUUCUCAGCUGCUGUCCAUAUAUAUUUGUCUGGUCUACCUUUCCACACUGCGCGGUGUUAAGGGUAUUGGCGUCAACUGGGGCACGGCGGCGUCGCACCCGCUGCCGCCACACAAAGUGGUGGAGCUGCUGAAAGCCAACAACGUCGCCAAAGUGAAGGUGUUCGAUGCUGACCCCCAGGUUCUCCAGUCGCUUUCUGGCUCCAACAUCCGUGUUACCGUUGGCAUUCCUAGUUCCAUGCUUCGCAGCCUCAACUCCUCUUUGAAGGCCGCGGAGAGUUGGGUCCAUGACAACCUCACUCGCUUUGUUUCCGACAGAGCCUCUAGGGUUCUCAUUGAAUAUGUUGCCCUUGGAGAUGAACUAUUCCUCCAAAGUUCUGGCGAGCAAUUCUACCCCUUUGUUGUUGGAGCAGCUGUUAACAUCCAGAGGGCUCUGUCCAAGGCCAACUUGGCUGAAAGGGUGAAAGUUGUGGCUCCCUGCAGUUUUAGUGCUUUUGUAUCUGAAUCUGGUCUGCCAUCGAAGGCAGGAUUCAGGCUCGACAUCAACAGAACCAUGAUUGAACUCCUCACAUAUUUGAACAAACACCAGUCUCCAUUUUUUGUUACAUUAUCUCCUUUCCAGAGUUACCAUGAAAACAAGAAUGUUUCUCUUGACUUUGCCCUUUUUAGAGAGAAAGCACAUGCUCGAAAUGAUGGCCACAAGUCUUAUAAAAACAGCUUUGACUUGGGCUAUGAUAUGGUUGCUUCAGCACUAUCCAAUGCAGGGUUUCCUCAAAUCAGUAUAAUCAUUAGUCAAAUCGGCUGGCCUACUGAUGGAGCACUGGAUGCUACAUCAUCUCGUGCUCAAGAAUUUAUGAAAGGCUUGACUGAUCAUCUCCGCAGUGAAUCUGCAAAGUCUUCAAAACGACAAGAUCUACCCACAGAGAUAUACAUUUUCAGCCUCUUAGAUGAAGAUAAGAGGAAUACACAAACUGGUGGUUUUGAAAGGCACUGGGGUGUGUUUACUUUUGAUGGCCAAGCAAAGUAUCAAAUGGAUCUUGGUCAGGGUUUGAGAAAGCUGGCGAAUGCACAAGAUGUGGAAUACCUUUCAACCAAAUGGUGUGUGGUGAAUAACAACAAAGACUUGUCAAAUGCUACUGCUCGUGCAAUGGAGGCAUGUUCCACUGCCGAUUGUACUGCCAUUUCUCCCGGUGGCUCCUGUUACAACCUCAGUUGGCCUGGAAAUAUUUCUUAUGCAUUCAAUGCUUACUACCAGCAGCAUGAUCAAAAUGUGAAGAGUUGUGAUUUUGCUGGUUUGGGGUUGAUUACUACUGUAGAUCCAUCUGAGGCUACUUGCAGGUUUCUUGUUGGACUCAAGACUUCAGUUUCCCCUUCCUUUCAUGAUACUGCAUUUCUCUGUUGGAUAAUUUCACCACUGGUCUCUAUGCUUUUGUGGUUAUUAAAUGAAAGGUGGUAGGAGGCAUUUCUUCUCAGGACAGUAGAAAACACCGUCUUAUGUUCUGAGGUUCGACGGCAUCAUGACUCAUGAGUUUGUCUCUAUAUCCUUUGUUAAAUCAACAAUCUGCGGUAGAGUUUAUGCUUCAUUCUAACGGGUUUUUGUAUUGUCAGGUGUUCAUUGGAAGAUAUAAUUAUUCUGAUGCAAAAAAAAAUGCAGAUCUAUGCUACUGCAGGUUAGGUUUGAUUUGUAUGUAAUGAAUUGUAUUAGAAAUUAUUUCGGGCAUUGCUAGGCCAUCUAAUUCUGUUCAUCGGCAAUCUUGUCGGUGCCUGUCUUAUUUUAGAGGGCAUUCUCAUUAACAUUAUGGAAAUGAAAAAUAUGUUGUUGUACACUCCAGAGAAAGGAGAUUUUUGAAGAGUAUGUAUUUAAAAAAAAUUAUAAUAUUAGCUUUGUUGGUGGGUUAACUAUAAUAAGUUUUCUUUUGUUUGAAUUUAAUUCCAUAACUAAUUAGAUAUUGUGUUUUAGUCAUCUAGUAUUGUAAUCUCACAUGUGGCAUACGAGAGUUGAUAUGCCUCGCUGAUGUGGACUUUUUCUGGCUCUAAUGUGGCACACCAAGUAAGCUCUAGGUAUGCCAGGUUGGAGUUAGAUGACUAAAACAAUGACAUCGAGCUAACUACAAGAUUAAUUUCCAUCAAGCAACAAACGACAAUCAUAUUUUUCGUAAGUACUUAUCCUGACAAAAUAUUUUGAUCCCAGAUAACAAUGCUCACAUAAUGUAAUGGAGAAUGCUGUCUAGUUUCUAUUUGCAUAAUAUUUUUUUGUUCACCUUUUUGAACUUAUAAUGUUUGUAGUCUCUAGAUUUGGAUCUUCACUUCUUAACAUUAUGAAUGCAUAUGUCAACCAUAUUUUGGCUCUCCUUGCAAAUUCAGAUAUGACCUAAGAAUUUUCAUUGCAAUUGGUUUGGCUUUAAUCUACUCUGCACAUAGUUUCUGGUUAUUGGCAUUGAUCUUAUUACAAGCCUAUUUCUUGGUAAUCAGAUGCAAUUUAUGGGCCCUAUUUGAGUUGCAAUAAUUUUCUCCUUGAUGCUCUUCACUAAAUAUCUAGGUUGUGUGCAUUGUUUUUAGAAUCACUUAAGGUAACAACAACUUAAAGCCGUACAUUACUUCUUCAGAUCUUUGCCUAGCCCAUAUUAAAAAUAAAAAGGUAAAGAAAAAAUACUCGAUUGGAUCUUAUAAAUAAGCAGCUUGAUAUGGGUCGUUAGAAGAAUAAUAUUGUUAGGGUGGUGUGCUUGAAUAUGCUGUGGAUUUGGAAAAAAAUGUUUGAUUACAAAUGAUAGAUAUAAUAAUGUGAAAAUAGAAAGAAUUAUAUGAUGGUAGUUCCCUGUUAUGAGUAAUUGCUGAUUGCAACUAGAGCAUAUUUUAGAUUAUGCUUUUGUGUGGGCAUGUAGUAGCACAAUAGUACCCAACUUCCCAGUAGUGAGAUUCUCCUAUCUCUAUCAUCAAACUCAAUCCAACCCAUCCCAUCCCUACCCAACAAACAGUCUACUAAAACUACACCCCCCCUAUGGCUAAAUGGGUCUUGUAAUAUAAUAUUGAGUGAUGGUGGUGUGAAUGAGUUGGAAUAAGUAAGGCAAGCAAUAUAAUUAAUUAGUUAUAUACUAUAUAUUAUGGGGGUUGGGCACAUGGGAAUUUGGAAAUGUCAAAGAUUGCUCUCAUCUCCAUUCCAAACAUCCACAUCCCCAAAAUGGAAUCUUCCAAAUCACUAAGCAUCGCAUUUAAUGCCUCCUCUCCUUUGUUUUAUUUUCUCUAAGACGGUGAAGAUGUCUGUUUUUUUCCUUUCUUUAAUUCCAUCAAGGUUGAAACAAAACAAAUUAGCAGUAGACAGCAGCAGCAGCAGCAGCAGCAGCAGUAGUAGUAGUAGUAGAACACACACUUCCAUGCACACACCCCCACCAUUAAACUAUUCUUUUACAACCUUCUUAUCCUGCACUAAUAAGCUCUCUCUCUCCACUCUUGUAUCCUUUUCAUGAUUUUUAUAACUACAAGAAUCAUUCAUUUCUUGUCUUUACUUCUCUCCCCCCUCCCCUCCCCUCCCCUCCCCUGAAUGGUCACCAUUUGUCCAUUUUCAUUCUGGGCUUCAUAUAAGCUUUAUGAGUGCUGUUUGUAGUUGAUAUAUGUCAUUCUUGCUUAGGGUUUAAUUGAUCUUAGCUUAGCUUAUUAGCUCAACCUAGUUUACAAUGUUUUGUGUUCUAACUUCACAUAUUGAAUUUGUUAGCUGAAUUGAUCUUGAGUGAACAUAGAUAAGCCUAAGAUUCUAAACACAACUAGCUGUACAUGAGCUCUACUGUAUGCGUUGAGAAUAUUAAAAAAGACAACAUUCAAGGAUGCCAUGGUGUUGUGUGUAUAUAUGCGUGUGUCACAGUCUGCACACACACGCUAACAGUAUUAUAUAUAUAUAUAUGGAAAAAUAUUUAAUUUAUUCAUUAUUAUACAAUUGAUGUAGUUAGAGAUAUAUAGGAAAUUAGAGAGAAUUGGUUUCCUCGGAAUAGCAGAUUAGAAGCUUGGAAUCA